AUGGUUGUGAGAAUCAGACUAGCGCGCUUCGGGCGCCGCAACAAGCCCUUCUACAACAUUGUGGUAGCGCAGUCACGAUCGGCGAGGAAUAGCAAACCGAUGGAGGUUAUUGGCACGUUCGAUCCGAUCCCGAAGUUGGACCCCUACGCCAACACCGGCCAGUUUCACAAGGACAUCAAGCUCGAUGUAAUCCGGGCCAAAUAUUGGAUAGGUGUUGGAGCACAGCCCAGCGAUACGGCUUGGAGGAUAUUAUCUAUGGCUGGAGUGCUCCCUAAACGACAAUACGGAAACGCGCAACCCUCUACAAGCACACCCGCGGCCACAAGUGCCACCGCUUCGACCUAA
Parascedosporium putredinis is the source of this 345-nucleotide messenger RNA. NCBI's taxonomy places the organism in Eukaryota, Fungi, Ascomycota, Sordariomycetes, Microascales, Microascaceae. The record is from the annotation of a GenBank genome assembly.